Molecule: messenger RNA, 6329 nt
Organism: Astyanax mexicanus (Mexican tetra)
Lineage: Eukaryota; Metazoa; Chordata; Actinopteri; Characiformes; Acestrorhamphidae
Gene: cxxc5b
Product: CXXC finger protein 5b
Exons: 3
Coding region: 2247-3119 (290 amino acids)
Cellular component (GO): nucleus
Molecular function (GO): zinc ion binding; methyl-CpG binding
Source: RefSeq, a predicted model, not a curated record
GGAAGAAAGAGAGAGAGAGAGAGACUCACACUUUUUAAGGGACUGUUUUAAACUUACAAUGAGGAAUAAAGAGAGAGAACGUGAUUUUAAUUCGAUUUAACUCGUCAGACGUGCUGGCGCGCGUUGCCGAAUAGCGUGAACCCCCCUGCUCACACAAUACGUACACACACACACACACACACACGGACGGACAUUCACGCGCACACACACACACCUUGGACGGAGAGCCGCCGCGACGGACGGAGACAAAAGAGAUUUUUGUUUUUGACUUUAAAAUGACCACCGAGCGUGACGUUGUGCCCGUGGGCAGACGGACAUUACCAGCUCGGGUCUGCUGAGGCUGUUGUUCCUGUUUCUCUACCUGUUUUGCAUCGUUCUAAUCGAGCCGAUUAAAACUGAGAGCAGAUAAGGAGCGUUAUUAAUAAAUAUUAAUCGAUUAUUAGUCGACUGAUAUGUCUAAUCUGUCAUUUCAGUGACAACGUAAUUAUACAGAUUGUAAUAAAAUGUCUCACUUCCUUUAACAUGAUGGUAACACCAAUACAAAUGUGUAAAAGAAACGUGGCACCAAUUAGUCAAUUUGCGUAUGAAUACCAAUUGAUUAUAGUUGAGUUGGCACUGAAAACUUUUUGAUGAAUGAUGCAUCUGUUUUUGUUUUAGAGGUGGUUGUGGUUGUAUUUCACUUUCUCUAUCUCUUUCUCAUUCUCUCUGCCUCUCUCUCCCCUACACUCUUCCUCUAAGAUAAUAAGUCUUAUUAAUCAAUAUAAGUCGAUUAUUAGUAGACUGAUAUGACUAAUAUGUCAUUUCAGUGACAGAGUACAAUUAUACUGAUUACAUUAUAAUGUCCCUAAAUCACCGGACACUCACUUCCUUUUGUUGAGAAUGACAUCAUUACACAAAUGUGUAGAAAAAAACGUGACACUAAAUAAUUAGUCGAUUUGUCUAUGAUAAUUAUCAUAAACAAUUAUAGUUGAGUUGGCAUUGAAAACUUUUUAAUUUAUUGAAUGAUGUGUGUUUUGUUAUAGAGAGGGUUGUGGCUGUGCUAAAUGUAUUUCACUUUUUUUCAAUCUUUUUUCUUUCUUCUACUGGCUUUCUCUUAUUUUAUAUUAAUAUUAGUCGAUUAUUAGUCAACUGACUAAUGAGUCAUUACAGUGACAGUGCAUAACGAUUAUAUUAUUAUAUUAUGUUGCCCCUAAAUCACCCCACACUCGCUUCUGUUUACAGUGGCUAACAUCAUUAUGCAACGUUUAAAAUAACAACGUGACUCUCAUUAGUCCAUUUGUAUAUUAAUAAUAAUCGAUUAUAGUUGAGUAUAGGGAAAACUUUUGUAAUGAAUGACGUGUCUGUUUUUGCAUUCGUGGUGGUUUGUAUCUCUCUCUCUCUCUCUCUCUCUCUUUCUCUCUCUCUCUCACUGGCUCCCUCUAAGCCCUGUUGAUCUCCGCGCACAUGCUGAUGAUGAGCUCGCGUGACGGUGAAAGCGAUUAAUCGAGCCGUUUUGAUGCAAUGAUUUAUUGAGUCUCGAUCAGCAGGUAUUGAUCACUCCCCCGGUCACUCGGUUUGUGCGUUGCAGCUAUUGUUCCCUCUGUCCGUCGCUCCUAUUGUCCCCCUUCGCCGCGUGACCCCCCUCCCUCCAACCCCCCUCCACCUUACCACCCUCCUCCUCCUCUCCUCCUUCCUCCUCACCCCCCACCCCGGUUGCAGCAAUAGUCUCGCGGACGCAGCUCUUGCGCUCUGUGCGCUCUGUGCGUCUUGCGUUGGGGUUGUGCUGCGUUGCGUUGCUUUGCGUUAAAAAAAACGCGUAUUUUGGAGCCUUUAGACGUUAUUUUUCUACGUUGUCGUGAUGUUCACCACCUACACGCGACCACAGACAGAAACUUGUGUCUCUCGUGCGUGGUUUUACCUGCGUUUGGACGGCGCGCCGGAGUCCGAGCUCCUUUUGUCCUGCUCCGGCUCGGUCGGCUGUCUGGAUCUCCACUCCUAACGGGGGGCUAUGCUCCACGGUGCCUCGCUGGAGUGUCGGUGGGAUUAUUCGUGACUGCUGGGUCUUAAUGGUGGACAGCCCUGUAAAAUGCCGGUGAGCACGGCGAGCUAUCGGCUAUAGGUGAGCACUCCUGACUGCUGCAGCCUUCACCUCGGCAAGCAUCGCUCUUCCCCCACGCACCAAUCAGAGCGAGAACAUUGCUGCCCUCUGCCUUUGCCCUUCACCCCUCCCUCCCCCCUCUCUCUCCCUCCCCCUCGUGCUGUGGGCCAUGUCUGGCAGUGGGGGGUCGAUGGAGGGAAACCAAGCCAGAGAGGAUGAGGACGCCCGGGACAGCUGCUGUGGUGAUGAAGACUCGUCGCCUGUGGUCGAGAGGCGAAACCGGAGUGGCAUCAUCAGCGCCCCUCUCAGCAAGAGCCUCAAACACUCCCGGGCACUCUCGCAGUACAUCGCGACCUGCUCGGCCGCUGCCGCCGUCGCCACUGCUAACGCUAACAGACUCGCCCAGAGCUCCCUAGUUUCCACGGGAGUCAAGGCCCACUCCGCAGCCGCCCAACACAGAGCCCAAGUGGGACUUACCAAACUAGACCGGGGGGCUCUGGUGUCCGGCCUGCUGGACUCUCCAAGCGGGCUGCAUCUGGCCCAGGCCGCCGAGCUCUUACGACAGGCCAGCAUGCUGCUGCCUGUCUCUGACUCUUCUGGUCUUAACGUGGGUGGGGACAUGGAAGGCGUCUCGGCCUCCGAUUCGUUGGGGAGUGUGACGGACUUCCCGUUGCUGAGCAACGGUGGCGGAGUAGGAGGCGCCUUCCCCUUCCACCCAGGCCUCUUCAUCAUGACGCCGGCCGGAGUCUUCCUGGCUGACGGAGCGCUGUCCCAGGUGACAGGCGCGACAGAGCACCAGCAGAGCCACAAUGAGAUUUCGUCGGCCAUCAGCGCCAACGGUAAGAAGAAGCGCAAGCGCUGCGGCCUGUGCCCGCCCUGUCGGCGCAGGAUCAACUGCGAGCAGUGCAGCAGCUGUCGCAACCGCAAGACCGGCCACCAGAUCUGCAAGUUCAGGAAGUGUGAAGAGUUGAAGAAGAAGCCAGCUGGUGGUCUGGAGAAGGUGAUGCUGCCCACUGGAGCGCCUUUCCGCUGGUUCCAGUAGGACGCCGGACGGGCGAGUGGACUCUGCUCUUCGCUCGGAAAUAACGGACUGCCAAUCAACCGCAAUGCCACCGCCCACUCGGACUGCCCUGCGGGCUCACAAACACUGGCCACAAAUAACGAAACAAACAAACAAACAAUCUCUCUCCGAACGGCGAGAGAGGAGAAGGCACUAUGUGAGAACGAAGCUGUUUCUUCUGAACCAAAAAUAAACUGCCAUGGCAGCAUGUCAUCGCUUAGUUUUAUUAUUAUUAUUAUAAUUAUUAUUAUUAUUAUUUUUCGUUUGUUUGUUUGUUUGUUUGUCUGUUUGUUCUCUAUGUUCCGUUGGGGAACACCUGACUUCUUAUUUCGAGUCUUGUCCUUUAUCGGACGCUUUGGGAACUCUCAACCGCCAAACAGAAGAAGAAAAAAAUGUACAAUCAUUUUCGUUUUUGCGUGUUUUGUGUUUCUGUUUGUCCACGUGUGGAGGAAUGCUGUAUUUGCGUUAGAGAAUGUAAACUCGAGACUCUGUUUUAAAAGCUAGUUAAUUAAUCCAGAGCACUAUUGUACAAUUAGCACCAAUGUUCUUACUGACUGCCUCAGUAUAUAUAUUUGAUUUGGCUUUUAUUAUGUUCUGUUUUUUUUAGGGGUGGGCGGGGCUAGUUUCUCAUAAAACCGUGGUUUUUCAAAACGCCGUCUGACAUUGAGACAGAGACCGAGACAGAGAGAGGGAAACUUUAUAAUGUAGCAUCCCUUCUUGCCAAACAUGCAGAAAACAAAAGCCUUUAGUGUUCCUUUCUGUGUUGUGAAACAGAACCGGUGGUGGCGUUCCGCACCCAGCUCAUUAGAGAACGGCGGAGACAAAUGAGGAAAGGAGUGUGAACACCAGUGGCACCAGGCUGUGGCAUUUACAGAUCAGAUCAUUACUGUCCACAUCAUCCUGCCCUAUUGGAUACCGAUUGGUCGAGCGGAAAUCAGGGUGGAGACGGCUGAGGGGCCAGACGUGGCCUUUAUAUCCCAUAGAACCAGUUCUUAUCGUCCGAAAUGUGCUGAAAAAAGUUCACACUCGCAGUUUGUGGUACAUCAAACUUUCAUGACGUAUUUAUAAAUGCAAUCAAGUUCAUAAUCUAUAUGCAGCUCUGGAAAAAAAACAAGAGACCACUUCAGUUUGUGAAUCAGUUUCUCUGAUUUUGGUAUUUAUAGGUAUAUGUUUGAGUAAAAUAAAUAAUAAACUAUGGACAGUAUUUCUCCAAAUAAAGUAAUUCCAAAUAAAAAUAUUGUCAUUUAGAGCAUUUAUGUUCAGAAACAUAAUGCAAAGAAAACAAGUUCAUAUUCAUAAAGUUUUGAGAGUUGGUUUUUACGUCACGGUUUUUAUGCAUCUUGGCAUGUUCUCCUCCACCAGUCUUAUACACUGCUUUUGGAUAACUUUAUGCCUCUUCUAGUGCAAAAACUUCAGCAGUUCAGCUUGGUUUGAUGGCUGGUGAUCAUCCAUCUUCCUCUUGAUUAUAUUCCAGAGGUUUUCAAUACGGUAAAAAUCAAGGAAAAACAUCUUAUUUUUUUCCAGAGCUGUAUAUAUACAAUAUAAAAGAUAUAUAUAUAUAUAUAUAGGUUCUACCAACUGUUCUCACUUUUCUAACACUGUUCUGAUACACUGUGUUAGAACAUCACCACUGUGGUAAACAGUAGCUUAUGCUGGAGAGAGUGAGGCACAAACCAACCUAAGAUAAAACUAGGUAAAUUUUUUAAAACAGGAUUCAUGCUUUUGGUCAUCUACUUAUUUUAAAAUAUAUGAAUAAUUCAGUCAGAGCCGGCCACUUAGCCUCCACACCAGGGGGUUAGUUUUAGCACAGUUUUUUUUUUAGCACAGGUAAACAAAAAAGUAAAGUCCAAAUCCCUUGAUAUGGAACAAAAUAACUUUUAAUUUUUCUGUGAAAGUCAGUGUAAUUAGGUGUAUAUUGUUCAAUUUAUCAUUAAUGUUUGAUACAAUAUAAAAAACAACCACCAGAUUCACAUUCUGUUAAAAAAAAACAGCAAUAAGGGUGAAAAGUUUUUUCGAACGAGGUGUUGGAUUAUAAAUGUCACCAUUGUGUAAAAUUAUAGGUUAUGCUGGAGAAAGUGAGGCUCAAAACUAAUUUUGGAUCAAACUGGGUACAUUUUUACGUGAUUCAUGCUUUUGGUCAUCUACUCAUUCUGAAGUAUGUGAAUAAUUCAGUGAGAGCUGGCCAUGCGUAUGUACGGCCUCCACACCGGGGGGUUAGUUUUAGCCCAGUGUUAAAACUGAGUUGCCUAAACAAGGAACAGGUAAAAAUAAAGAGAAACACGUAUAUAAUCAUACAUUUACAGAUAUGCAAUAAAGAAAAAUAAAAAGACUUGUUUUUAAAAAGAAUUUAUUCCAAGCAGUUUUGGAAUAUUUCUAUUGGUCCAUUCGUGAAGCAAUAUACAAAGCAAUGGCCAGAUUCACAUUAUGCCAAAAAGUGAAAAAUCUAAUAAAUAAUAAUAAUAAAUCAGCAAUAAGCAUGUACUAAUUUUUAAAACAGGUGUUGACAGUAUGACCGUAAUAAAAAUAAUACUGAGCCACCAAAUGCUUUUUGCUGUUUUGUAGAUAUAAAUAUCUGCUUACAAAUAAAUAUAAUUGUCUGACAGUCUUUAAAUUGUAAGUGUCAGACAAUCAUAUUUAUUUAUCAGAUUUCUACGUCUUAAUUAAUGAUUCAUUAUUAAUUGUGUUUGCAUUGAUUUCCCAGAGUAAAUGUUGCAGCUAAGGUUAUUACAAUUAACCCUGCUUGUAGGGUGAGUUGCUUUCUGCUGAAUUAUUCAUAAACUGUAGAGGCUAAGGGAGGUGUAAACCUGUGUAAAGCAAUAAUAGUCUUGUUUAAAUACGUUUUAAAUAUCAUUAAAAUAUAAUUAUGUAUUACAGGUUGUGCCCCACUCUCUCCUACUUUACAACAAUCCAUAUUACAAGUGAACUUCAACAACACUGCAUCAUUUUCUCAUUAAGAUUAAGAUUAAAGUCAUUCAGAUUGGGGCUUGGUGUGAACAGUGUUUUUAAAGUAAACCAUGAUUAUUUUACAGUGGUGGUGAAGAAAACACAAACACAAAUUACAGUAUACUGACUCUUUAAAACAACCAGUGAACCAAAGCACAGUACAAAUUCUUGUGUGUACAGGUCUCAUUCACAAUGUUUUGAAUUAUAUAUUUAAAUAUAUUGCAAUAAACAAUAUUAUUGUCAUUUUAA